Messenger RNA from Hibiscus syriacus, 1194 nucleotides. RefSeq names its product 2-hydroxyisoflavanone dehydratase-like. Lineage: Eukaryota; Viridiplantae; Streptophyta; Magnoliopsida; Malvales; Malvaceae. The coding region runs from base 73 to 1038 and encodes 321 amino acids. Gene Ontology annotation, molecular function: hydrolase activity. The transcript has a single exon. The record is from RefSeq and is a predicted model, not a curated record.
AACAUUCACCAGAAUUGGCCAAAGUUUGUGUCUUUUUUGCUUUUGUUCGCUAGUUCCCCUCCUCAAAAGACCAUGGGUUCCAAUGGCAAGGAAGUAGCCACCGAGAUCCUCCCUUAUAUCCGAGUUUACAAAGAUGGUUCAGUCGAGCGAUUGGCUGACUCUCCCAUCGUACCACCUUGUGCCGAUGACCCUGAAACUGGGGUCUCGUCAAAAGACAUCAUCGUCUCACAAGACCCACCAAUCUCAGCUCGAAUCUACCUUCCAAAACACCUGCUUGACCAACACCAACACCAAAAGGUUCCCACAUUGGUUUACUUCCAUGGCGGAGGCUUUUGCUUCGAGUCAGCUUUCUCUUUCGUCGAAACCAAGUUCAUGAACCGCUUGGCUCGUUUGGCCAACGCCGUUGUUCUGUCGAUCGAGUAUAGGCUGGCCCCUGAACACCCUCUCCCCAUUGCUUAUCACGAUUGCUGGGCCGGUCUUCAAUGGGUUGUUUCUCAUUCCAACGACGAGCCUUGGGUUUCUACUUACGUUGAUUUCGAUCGUGUUUAUAUCGGCGGCGACAGCGCCGGUGCCAACAUCGCUCAUAGCAUACUGAUUCGAGCUGGAUCGGAGGGCUUACAUAAUGGUGUUAAAAUCAAAGGAGCUUUUCUAACACACUCUUACUUUUGGGGUUCCAAACCAGUCGGGUCCGAGAUGAAGGAUGUAGAAGAACGAGAGAAGGUGGCAAUGACUACCAUGUGGCACUUGGCGUAUCCGGAGGCGCCCGGAGGUGUCGAUAACCCGAUGAUGAAUCCGUUGGCUGCCGGAGCUCCGAGUCUGGCCAGACUUGAUUGUUCGAGGCUGCUUGUUAGUGUUGCCGGAAAGGAUUUAUUGAGGGACAGAGAGAUUUUGUAUUAUAAUGCAGUGAAGGAAAGUGGGUGGCAAGGGGAACUGGAGUUGGUUGAUUUUGAAGAUGAAGAUCAUGCGUUUCAUAUUCUGGCAUAUGAAUCUGAGAAUGCUCAGAAAUUGAUCAAACGCCUGGCGUCUUUCAUUGUUUAAGAUAGUAUUGGCGGUAAUUAGGGGGUGUUAAAAAAUAUUCGAUUCGGAUAAUCCGAUUUAAAUCUACGAGUAUUUAUAAUGAAAAUAUUCAAAUUUUCGGACUAAAUAUUUGUUAAAUCAACCGGCAUCUAUAAUGAAAAUAUUCUAAUUUCUAGA